GUCAUAUUUAGAGUCAGCUUAUCAACAGACAGAACAAGAAGAAGAAACUACCUGUGCUACAAUAAUCAAGAGAAAACCCAGAGCAAACAAAAGAUCGAAAUGAAGACGUCCGCCAUUACCUCCGUCUUCGCCCUCCUGGCAGCAGCAGCAACUGCCGCGCCCCUUGAAAAGAAGCAAGCAUUCGAGGUUUCCCUCACCUUCUACGGUGCCGGGGAUGCCAAUUACAGCCUGAGCGUUCCUGCAGAUGAUAGCUCUGUUACUGUUGAUAACCCCCUUUCCGUUUCCUCCAUCUGGUCGCCCGGUGGUGGCUUCUGCUCCAUCCAGGGUGCAGAGGGAUGGGGUGGUGUUCUUUAUUCGGAUGAGACGAUUUACGUUGGACCUCCUCAGCCCAUUGCCUGGGUGAGCUGCCAGAAUGCAUAA
This is a messenger RNA of Monascus purpureus, 420 nucleotides long. The record is from the annotation of a GenBank genome assembly. Lineage: Eukaryota; Fungi; Ascomycota; Eurotiomycetes; Eurotiales; Aspergillaceae.